AUGUUCGGAGGUAAAAUCUGGUCGGCCGCAGACUGGAGCCCCUGCAGCCGCUCCUGUGGAGGUGGGCAGCAGACCCGGGCGCUGCGCUGCCUCCGGAGGGCCACGUACCAGCGGGAAGAGGCCGCGGUGCAGUCCCUGUGUCCCGUCAUGUCUCCAGCCCAGAUCCAACCCUGCAACACCCAGGCCUGCCCCCCCGAGUGGAGCAGCGGGGCCUGGUCACAGUGCUCAAAGAGCUGCGGGCGCGGCAUGAGGAAGCGGAGUGUGUUCUGCCGCAGCACUGAUCCCGGAGCCUCUGCGGUGGUGGUGCCUGACAGCAUGUGCAGACAGCAUCACAGACCCAAAGCCCAGGAGCUCUGUGUCAUGAGGCGCUGCCCCAAGAACGACAGGCUGCACUGGACCCCUACACCCUGGGGAGAGCCCAAUGCGGCGAAGAGCUUGGCGGGGUGGUGGGGGGGCGGCGGGGGUCUAAGGCGGACCGACCACUGA
Molecule: messenger RNA, 486 nt
Organism: Knipowitschia caucasica
Lineage: Eukaryota; Metazoa; Chordata; Actinopteri; Gobiiformes; Gobiidae
Source: the annotation of a GenBank genome assembly